AUGGAGAGAACACGGGUCGCUAAGGUUGACGAUGUGACCUUGGCGCGUCGUGGUGAACAGGUUGUUGGCACCCUCCACCUCACCCCUCAUCAUAUCAUCUUCUCCCAUAUACCGUCGCUGCCGGACAGUGCGCAACCUUCUGCCACGCCGAUUAGACCAAGAGAGCUUUGGAUCACUUAUCCUAUUAUAUCUUUCUGUACCUUCCGCCCCGCUCCGGCUGCUUCCCGUCAACCAUCGUCGAUCCGUCUGCGUUGCCGUGACUUUGCAUUCGUUUGUUUCUAUUUCGCCAGCGAGACGAGAGGCCGUGAUGUUUAUGAGAGUAUAAGGCAGUGGACAUGCAAAGUUGGGCGGAUCGAAAAACUCUACGCUUUCACUUACCAGCCACCACCUCCCGAGCGGGAGCUCAACAGUUGGGAGUUAUAUGACCCAUUGAAAGAAUGGGCAAGGCAGGGGGUAGACCGGGAUAACCAUGGCUGGCGUAUCUCUCGCAUAAAUUCGGACUAUACGUUCUCCCCGACUUAUCCUGCUCUCUUGCCGGUUCCGUCCUCCAUUUCUGAUAAUACGCUGAACUAUGCGGGGCGAUAUCGGUCUAGGGCAAGAGUGCCCGUGUUAACGUAUCUUCAUCCCGUUAAUAACUGCUCGAUCACAAGAAGCUCACAACCCCUGGUGGGUGUGCGUCAAAAUCGAAGCAUUCAGGACGAAAAGUUAUUAGCUGCGAUUUUCUCGACCUCUCGCUCCGAGAGACCGCUAGCAAAUUUCAACCCAGCGCAUUUAGAUCGAGAAUCUUCUAGUUCAACGCAAGGCGAUGCAAAUGAUGAGACCGUGACUGAUUUUACCAGGACGGAAGACUUGGAGGAUGAGCUGUUAACUUCAUUCUACGGGGACUCGGAUGGCAAGCAUCAGGUAUAUGGUGCUCAACAGCACAACUUGAUUGUCGAUGCACGGCCGACGGUAAAUGCAUUUGCGAUGCAGGCUGUUGGCCUCGGCUCGGAAAAUAUGGACAAUUAUAAGUUUGCAACCAAAGCGUAUCUCGGAAUUGACAACAUUCACGUUAUGAGGGAUUCCUUGAAUAAGGUGAUUGAUGCCUUGAAGGACUCAGAUGUCACCCCGCUAGGACCAAAUAGAGACCAGCUUGCACGCAGUGGGUGGUUAAAGCAUAUUACUGGAAUUUUAGACGGCGCGGGCUUGAUUGCCCGCCAAGUUGGCCUUCAACACUCGCACGUAUUGAUACAUUGCUCGGAUGGGUGGGAUCGGACCGGACAGCUUAGUGCUUUAAGUCAGAUAUGUCUUGACCCUUAUUAUCGUACGAUGGAGGGCUUCAUGGUGCUGGUGGAGAAAGACUGGCUUUCCUUUGGGCACAUGUUUCGGCACCGUUCUGGACACUUGAACAGUGAAAAGUGGUUCCAGAUAGAAAAUGAAAGGAUCGGAGGUGACUCCAGUCGUGGCUUCGGGGAGGCUGGCGGUGCGGGCAAAGCCAUCGAAAAUGCAUUCCUUAGUGCCAAAGGGUUCUUCAACCGAGAUAACACAAGUCGUGACUCUCUUCCCGAGUCCGAUGGAGAAAUGCAAAGCUACGAUUCAGAUACUCCUGGUCCUAAGAAACUCAGUUCCGCUCCAAGAUCGGUUACCCCCGAAAAGGAGAUGACGAAGGUGAAAGAGACUAGUCCGGUGUUCCAUCAAUUCCUCGAUGCAACCUAUCAACUGCUGCACCAAUACCCGACACGAUUCGAAUUUAACGAGCGGUUUUUACGCCGGCUGCUAUAUCAUCUUUAUUCGUGCCAGUAUGGCACCUUUCUCUAUAACAGUGAAAAAGAGCGUGUGGAGUCGAAAGCGAAGGAGCGCACCCGGAGUGUGUGGGAUUAUUUCCUCGCCCGGAGAGAGCAAUUUCUCAACGCGAAAUACGACCCCCAUAUUGAUGAUCAUAAGCGUGGGAAAGAACGCCUCAUAUUCCCCCGGCUCAGUGAAGUCAGGUGGUGGGCUGAGGCAUUUGGUCGAACGGAUGCGGAAAUGAACGGCUUUCGUUCGACUGGAUCUCCCCCUGCGCGACGCGAGAACAUUGAUGCGGAACGAUCACCGGUGCUGACUGGCAUUGAGAUAGCCCAGGAUCCUGUCACCAGUAGCACCGGUAUGAAAGGGGCUCACAAUGCUGCCUCGGCGGGCAUGGCAGCCGUCACGUCGGGGAUCUCGAGUUUGGCUUUCUCCAAGCCCAAGGAGAACGGGCAAGACCCCAAAAAAUUGGGAAGGGGAAACCCUAAACGGGCAGAAACCCCACUAAAGGCCGACUGUUCAAAACUGAUCGAGCGGCAGCCGACUAUUUUCGCCUUUGAACGACAUCCCAACUUUGGUGCUCCGCAACCACGUCCUCGGCCGUUUCUUCGACAACUUCAUCCACCCAACAGAAACGCAAUCAUGGCUGCUGUCCAGGGAGCUAUUUCGAAGCGCCGCAAGUUCGUCGCCGACGGUGUCUUCUAUGCCGAGUUGAACGAGUUCUUCCAGCGCGAGCUGGCUGAGGAGGGCUACUCUGGCGUUGAAGUCCGUGUCACUCCCACCGUCACCGAUAUCAUCAUCCGUGCCACCCACACCCAGGAGGUUCUCGGUGAGCAGGGCCGCCGCAUCCGCGAGCUCACCUCCCUCAUCCAGAAGCGCUUCAAGUUCCCCGAGAACUCCGUCUCCCUCUAUGCCGCCAAGGUCCAGAACCGCGGUCUCUCCGCCGUCGCUCAGUGCGAGUCCCUCCGUUACAAGCUCCUCAACGGUCUUGCCGUCCGUCGUGCUUGCUACGGUGUUCUCCGUUUCAUCAUGGAGAGCGGUGCCAAGGGUUGCGAGGUUGUCGUUUCCGGAAAGCUCCGUGCUGCCCGUGCCAAGUCCAUGAAGUUCACUGACGGAUUCAUGAUCCACUCCGGUCAGCCCGCUAAGGACUUCAUCGACAGCGCCACCCGUCACGUUCUCCUCCGCCAGGGUGUCCUUGGUAUCAAGGUUAAGAUCAUGCGCGGUUCCGACCCCGAGGGCAAGGCCGGCCCCCAGAAGACCCUCCCCGACUCCGUCACCAUCAUCGAGCCCAAGGAGGAGCAGCCCGUCCUCCAGCCCAUGAGCCAGGACUACGGUGCCAAGGCUAUCGCCGCUCAGCAGGCUGCCGAGCAGCAGCGCCUUGCCGAGCAGCAGGCCGCCGAGGGCCAGGAGGGUGCUGGUGCGGAGACUUUCCAGCAGGAGUAA
Aspergillus nomiae NRRL 13137 is the source of this 3207-nucleotide messenger RNA. Its product is annotated as protein phosphatase. The record is from RefSeq and is a predicted model, not a curated record. Gene Ontology annotation, cellular component: small ribosomal subunit. The transcript is spliced from 6 exons. The coding region runs from base 1 to 3207 and encodes 1068 amino acids. Gene Ontology annotation, biological process: translation; dephosphorylation. Lineage: Eukaryota; Fungi; Ascomycota; Eurotiomycetes; Eurotiales; Aspergillaceae. Gene Ontology annotation, molecular function: phosphatase activity; structural constituent of ribosome; RNA binding.